This is a messenger RNA of Trifolium pratense (red clover), 978 nucleotides long. RefSeq lists its product as uncharacterized. Gene Ontology annotation, molecular function: DNA binding; protein dimerization activity. The coding region runs from base 1 to 978 and encodes 325 amino acids. NCBI's taxonomy places the organism in Eukaryota, Viridiplantae, Streptophyta, Magnoliopsida, Fabales, Fabaceae. The record is from RefSeq and is a predicted model, not a curated record. The transcript has 4 exons.
AUGUCGACAUCAGCAUCAACUUCUGUUGCUCAAUCUUCACAAGCAGCUCCUCCAACACAAGCUGAUGACUCUAUGCAAUCAUGUCGACAAAAGUCAGACCCUGCUUGGGACUAUUGCACAUAUGUUGUAGAAGGAAGGAAUAAAAGAUUUACAUGUAUGUUUUGCAAAAAAGUUAUUAAAGGUGGAGGGAUACAUCGACUUAAAAAGCAUCUUGCCGGAGUAGUUGGUGAUGUAAAAAUUUGCAAAACAGUGGAUGCAGAUACCAGAUUUAGGAUGCUCGAGAGUUUGAAUGAAACUUCAACAAAGAAGAAGAGAGCUGCAGAGACAUUUGAUGAUGAACAUCCUUUUGGUCCUAAUGUUGUGGAAUUGGCCGAUGAUGACACUAGUGAAAUACCACGUCCAGCAGUGCAUGUGUCGUCCUCCUCUCGACCACCAAAGAGAGCAGCUACAUCUCAAGAGGUGGGUAGUUUCUUUGCUCCAAGAACUACCCCUGGUGCGCAACCAACAAUUAAGAGUGUGCUUGCAGAUAUGUGGUGGAAUACUUUUGGACAUAGUGUGCCAAAUGUGCAAAAAUGGGCAAUUAAGAUACUUAGUCAAACUGCUUCAUCAUCGGGUUGUGAAAGGAAUUGGAGUGUCUUUGAAAGAAUACAUACAAAAAAGAGGAAUAGAUUGGAGCAUCAAAGGUUGAAUGAUCUUGUGUUUGUGCAUUACAACUUGCGUUUAAAAAAUAGAGCCUUCAACAAGAUGGGAGCCUAUGAUCCUAUAGACUAUGAGAGAAUAGAUGACAUUGAAUUUUGGAUCAUGGACGAAGAUACAAAUUCUACCCCCAUUCUUGAUUCCAAUGAGAUAGAAAGUAUGCUUUACAAUGAGGAAUCAAUUCCCAUAAUUGGUAUUGACAAUGAGGAAGGUGAAUUGGCACCCACCAUUGGACUUCAAGAGGGGGACUUAAUUUGGAUUCAUUUCCACAAGAAGAUGUGA